AUGGUCAGCUCCUGUUGUGGCUCCAUCUGCUCUGACCAGAGCUGCGGCCGAAGUCUCUGCCAGGAGACCUGCUGCUCCCCCAGCUGCUGCCAGACCACCUGCUGCAGGACCACCUGCUGCCGCCCCAGCUGUGGUGUGUCCAGCUGCUGCCGCCCCGUCUGCUGCCAGCCCACCUGCCCUCGCCCCACCUGCUGCAUCUCUAGCUGCUCCCGCCCCUCCUGCUGUGUUUCCAGCUGUGGCUCCAGCUGCUACAGGCCUACCUGCUGUGUCUCCAGCUGCUGCAGGCCCCAGUGCUGCCAGCCUGUGUGCUGCCAGCCCACCUGCCCUCGCCCCACCUGCUGCAUCUCUAGCUGCUCCCGCCCCUCCUGCUGUGUUUCCAGCUGUGGCUCCAGCUGCUACAGGCCUACCUGCUGCAUCUCCAGCUGCUGCAGGCCCCGGUGCUGCCAGCCUGUAUGCUGCCAGCCCAGCUGCCCCCGCAUCUCCAGCUGCUGCCGCCCCUCUUGCUGCGGCUCCAGCUGCUGCCGCCCGAGCUGCUGCCUGCGCCCAGUGUGCGGCCGGGUCUCCUGCCGCACCACUUGCUAUCGCCCCACCUGUGUCAUCUCCACCUGCCCCCGCCCCGUGUGCUGUCCCUCCUCUUGCUGCUGA
This is a messenger RNA of Budorcas taxicolor (takin), 645 nucleotides long. RefSeq names its product keratin-associated protein 4-9-like. NCBI's taxonomy places the organism in Eukaryota, Metazoa, Chordata, Mammalia, Artiodactyla, Bovidae. The transcript has a single exon. The record is from RefSeq and is a predicted model, not a curated record. Bases 1 to 645 code for a protein of 214 amino acids. Gene Ontology annotation, cellular component: keratin filament.